AAUGUCAGAGUGUUACGUGCGUCACACAGACGCGGUGAUCAGCGGCCGCUGCAAACUCCGCUAACUAUAUAAAGCGGGCAACUAUGUAGCAGCGCACUCCACUCCACCGACAACAUGAGCUCCGCCUGGAACCCGCUGCCCUACCGGCACAUGCAGUAUGAGCCCGGCCGGGACCCGGUGCCCGUCCCGCGGCUGUCCGGCUCCUCUGGCCGGCGUAGCGCCCGCGGCCUCGGGCUAGCCCAGCACAUAACCCCAGGCCUGGGCUACUACCCCCAGGACGGUCCGGCGGAAAGGAUGAGCGAGAAGCAGUUGAUGCAGGGACUGAACGACCGCUUCGCCGGUUACAUCGACAAGGUGCGGAAUCUGGAGCAGCAGAACCGGGGGCUGGAGGCGGAGAUGGGGCGGCUUAGGCAGCGGCAGACCUCGCCGUCCCGCCUGGCCGCCGUCUACGGCCCGGAGAUCGGUGAGAUGCGCCGCCUGGUGCGGGAUACGGAGUGGCAGAAGGCGGAGGCGCAGCUGGAGCGGGAGCGGCUUGAGGAGCGGCUGCGGGAGGUGGCGGCUCGGUGCGAGGACCAGGAACAGAUGCGGCAACGGCUGGAGGUGGAAGCCCGUGGCUACAGGAAAGACAGCGAGGAUUCGCGGCGAGUUAAGCUGCAACUGGACAACAGGGCGCUGGCGUUGGCCGACGAGGUGGUCGCGCUACGGGACACCCACCACGACCAGGUGUCCGACUUGCGCGGCCACAUCCAGGCGCCGCCACUCACACACUCGCCCAAACCCGGUCUGGCGGCGGAGCUGCGGGAGAUCCGAGCUCAGAUGGAGGGUUGCACCGGCACCGACCUGGGCCAGGCCGAGGAGUUGUUCCGCUGCAGGGCCGCCGCGCUCGGACAGGCCGCUCAGACCAACAGCGAAGCGCUGCAACGCAGCCGCCAGGAGAUCGGAGAGUUCCGGCGCCAACUUCACUCCAAGACCGUGGAGCUGGAGGCGGCUCGGGGAACCAAACAGUCUCUGGAUCGGCAGCUGAGCGACAUUGAGGACAGGCACGACUCGGAGCUGCUGCAGUACCAGGGCACCAUCCAACAGCUGGAGCACGAACUGAUAAACACAAAAUGUGAGAUGUCCCAACACCUGAGGGAGUACCAGGACCUGCUCAAUGUCAAGACGGCCUUGGACGUGGAGAUUGCUUCGUACAGGAAACUACUGGAAGGCGAGGAGACAUGGUUUGGUUCCAUGUGUGGCAGCAUCGCCCCUUCCUACACGUACAGACAGACUCAAUCCCUGACUCAUUCCAUCUACGCCCCGGCUAGCGCGCAGGGCACUCCCACCAAGACAGCCCCUCGGUACAAGUUUGUUGAAGAAAUUAUCAGUGAAACAACCAAAGAGGUUGACAUGGACGAGCUGGAAGCCUCUGUGCUGAGAGUCAUGUCUGAGGACGGGUCUGGGUAUGGAGUGGACGAGGAAGAGUCAACCAGGCAGGAGGACGAGGCAACCACAGCCGAAGCCUCGGAUGAAGAGGAGGCCGAGAGGAGCAGUGAAACUAAGGAAGACAGCGCAGAGGAAGGCGGCAUCGGGAGUAACGAAUCUGAGGAGAAAGUCACUACAUCUGGAGCAGAGAGUGACGCGGGUAUAACAGAAAGCAAAUGUGGGAAAGAGAGUGGAGUAGAUGACAGCGCUGCCCAGGCGGAGGGAGGGAUAGUGGAGGAGACUGCAGGUAGUGAAGAGGAGGCUAGAGAGGGAGAAAUCAAAGAGGGAAAAGCGUUGGAAAGUGAAGAAAUUGGUAAAUCAAUUGAACCGUCUGAAGAGCAAAGUCUUACCGAGGGGAAAGACGUCGACGAGGAAAAAAUGUCAGAAAGAAAAGCAGAGAGAGAAGAUAUUGCAGGAAUCACGGAAUCUAAUGAGCAGGAAGCAGCAGAAACAAAAGCAGCGGCUGAAGAGGUUAGCACAAGCGAUAAAACCGAGAGUGUUAAACAAGGAGUGAUGGAGGGAAGUCAGCGUAAAGAGGAAAGAAGCGGCAAGCGACAGAGUGAAGAGCGAGUACAUCAACAGCAGGAGGAGUUGAAAGUAAUGAACCAAAAAGCAACUGUUGCGUCUGAAGUUAGAGGGGAAAGUGAAGGUGAUAAGAAAGAGGAUAAAGUGGAGCAAUAUCCACAGAAAGCAAAAGAGGAAUCACGAGGAGACAAGAGAGAAACUGCUCCCCAAGUGUUAGCAAAAGAAAGCGAAAGCCAGAAAGCUAAAGUUGAAACAAGGGAAGAGAUAACAAGGCCUGAGAUGAAUGGGCAAGUGGAGAAACCACACCAUCAGAUAGAAGGCAGCAAGAAACUCUCUGUCUCCAAGGAGGGGAACGAAGGCAGUCAAGAGAAAGGAGUAACAAAGGAAGAACAGAGUGAGAAAGAGAAAGGAGAAAGUGAAGAAAAUGUAGAGAAAAUCUCAGUAGAAAGAGUGGAAGAAAAAAAGGUAGCUGAAACUCCCAGAAGCAAGGACCAACAAUCUGGGGACAAGAGUCCACUAUCGGGGGCCAAGAGUCCACUAUCGGGGGCCAAGAGUCCACUAUCCGGGGACAAGAGUCCACUAUCGGGGGCCAAGAGUCCACUAUCUGGGGACAAGAGUCCACUAUCUGGGGGCAAGAGUCCACUAUCUGGGGACAAGAUUCCACUAUCGGGGGACAAGAGUCCACUAUCGGGGGACAAGAGUCCACUAUCUGGGGACAAGACUCAACAGAUUGGGGACAAGAGUCCACUAUCGGGGGCCAAGAGUCCACUAUCGGGGGACAAGAGUCCACUAUCGGGGGACAAGGGUCCACUAUCGGGGGACAAGAGUCCACUAUCGGGGGACAAGAGUCCACUAUCGGGGGACAAGAGUCCACUAUCUGGGGACAAGACUCAACAGAUUGGGGACAAGAGUCCACUAUCGGGGGCCAAGAGUCCACUAUCGGGGGACAAGAGUCCACUAUCGGGGGACAAGAGUCCACUAUCGGGGGACAAGAGUCUACUAUCGGGGGACAAGGGUCCACUAUCGGGGGACAAGAGUCCACUAUCGGGGGACAAGAGUCCAUUAUUGGGGGACAAGAGUCCACUAUCUGGGGACAAGACUCAACAGAUUGGGGACAAGAGUCCACUAUCGGGGGGCAAGAGUCCACUAUCGGGGGCCAAGAGUCCACUAUCGGGGGACAAGAGUCCACUAUCGGGGGACAAGAGUCCACUAUCGGGGGACAAGAGUCCACUAUCGGGGGACAAGGGUCCACUAUCUGGGGACAAGACUCAACAGAUUGGGGACAAGAGUCCACUAUCGGGGGACAAGAGUCCACUAUCGGGGGACAAGAGUCCACUAUCGGCGGAGAAGGUCCCACCGUUUGGGGACAAACAAACACAGUCUGGGGAGAGGAGCCUGCAGUUUGGGGAGAGGGUCCCAGGGUCAGGAGACAGAAGCCCACAGCCUGGAGACAAAGGGCUACAGUCGGGAGAUAAGGUUGCACAGUCAGGAGACAAGAGCCCACCGUCUGGGGACAAGAACUCAGUGGCCAUCAUAAAUGGGUUGGACAUCAACAUGGAUAAUGAAGAAAGUGAAGCUGAAAUUGAUAAGAAGAUGCCAAAUACCCCAGAGGUCGUUCAGAAGAUCACAGAGAAGACAACUGAGCACACGAAGAUAUCUAAAGUCUCCAUCACCCGCACAGUGAAUGAGGAUAUGACGACGGUGGUAACAGUGGCCACAGCAGAUCCAAAGAGUGCCGCCAAAGAAAGUAAAUGAAGACCGAGGCAGCAUUAGUUCUUCGAUGAUAGAAAUGCAUGUUUCACAGCAGAGCGGGCACUGCAGAAUUUCCAGAUCAUGAUCGUACAACGGGAAGUGUGAGAAUUUCUCAGGGGAAUAAUUUUAGUUUUAAUUUAAUGCAUGAAUAAUUGCACAGCUAAACAUUUGCCAUGGGGUGCUUGGACUUUGACGAGUAGAUUUAACGAUACUAAACACAGCAUAAUAUUUGUUUUGUUGCUAUUAAUCUAUUGCAGUACAUGCACAUUGUGUAUUUGGAUUUUGACACUUUUGAUGAACUGCUCCACCAACUGUUGCCACAAAUACAAUCAACCAACAAAGAACUAUCAACUUGCCAACCACAAAUAAAUAAAUGCACUUUGUCCGAGAAACCA
This is a messenger RNA of Amblyraja radiata (thorny skate), 4136 nucleotides long. Its product is annotated as neurofilament medium polypeptide-like. Lineage: Eukaryota; Metazoa; Chordata; Chondrichthyes; Rajiformes; Rajidae. The coding region runs from base 115 to 3744 and encodes 1209 amino acids. Gene Ontology annotation, cellular component: axon; intermediate filament; cytoplasm. Gene Ontology annotation, molecular function: structural constituent of cytoskeleton. The record is from RefSeq and is a predicted model, not a curated record. The transcript has 3 exons. Gene Ontology annotation, biological process: neurofilament bundle assembly.